AUGCGAGGGUUUCGUGAAGUUUUGGGUUAUGCUGAUUUAAUUGACCUGGGCUACUUUGGAGUUCCAUAUACUUGGAGUGAUUCUGAGACAAAACUGCGUUUGGAUAGAGCAGUGGCCACUCCAACAUGGCUAGAACUGUUCAUGCAUUCUAGGGUUAUUCAUCUUCCACCAAAAAUUGAGAGAACUGGUAUUGCUUUGGAUCGAUGGCAGAGAGCUACUUUUGGGGAUCGACAAAAAGCAAUGUUAGUAGUUAGACAAAGAUUGGAGGUGAUUAUGGGGCUCCCUCACUCUACUGAACUUCAGGAAGAAAAGGUUGACCUUAUGGCUCAAUUAGAACUGCUUCUAUCUCAAGAUGAGGCUUACUGGUCUCAACGAGCUAAGGUAGCUUGGCUUAAAGAUGGGGACAGGAAUACUGGGUAUUUUCAUCGAAAGGCUUCUAAUCGCAAACGAAAAAACUUCGUCAUUGGGUUGUUUGAUAAUGAGGGCACUUGGUUUGAAGAUGAUGUCUGA
Rosa rugosa (rugosa rose) is the source of this 510-nucleotide messenger RNA. RefSeq lists its product as uncharacterized. The record is from RefSeq and is a predicted model, not a curated record. Lineage: Eukaryota; Viridiplantae; Streptophyta; Magnoliopsida; Rosales; Rosaceae. The transcript has 2 exons. Bases 1 to 510 code for a protein of 169 amino acids.